This is a messenger RNA of Gossypium raimondii (Peruvian cotton), 1964 nucleotides long. RefSeq names its product pre-mRNA-splicing factor SLU7. Gene Ontology annotation, biological process: mRNA splicing, via spliceosome. The transcript has 9 exons. Gene Ontology annotation, molecular function: pre-mRNA 3'-splice site binding. Bases 175 to 1806 code for a protein of 543 amino acids. Lineage: Eukaryota; Viridiplantae; Streptophyta; Magnoliopsida; Malvales; Malvaceae. Gene Ontology annotation, cellular component: spliceosomal complex. The record is from RefSeq and is a predicted model, not a curated record.
CGGUAACGUAAUCAUUAAUUAUCAGUAAAAAAAAAAGGAAAAACUAGCAAAUUCCGCAAGGCAAUCGACUUCCAUUAGGGUUCUUCGAUUCCGAUUUUACAGAACUUCUUUUAUCGAAUUUGUGAAAUUUCAUCUUCAAAACCCUAGUUUCUGCUAAUAUCUUAUUGAUUCAACAUGGCUACUGCAUCAGUGGCGUUUAAAUCAAGGGAGGAUCACCGAAAACAGCUGGAAUUAGAGGAAGCUCGAAAAGCGGGGCUUGCUCCGGCUGAGGUUGACGAGGAUGGAAAAGAAAUUAACCCUCAUAUUCCUCAGUAUAUGUCAUCAGCACCUUGGUAUCUUAACGCUGAAAGACCUAGUUUGAAACAUCAACGGAAGUGGAAAUCUGAUCCCAAUUAUACCAAAUCUUGGUACGAUAGAGGCGCGAAGAUAUUUCAAGCUGAAAAAUAUCGAAAAGGAGCCUGCGAGAACUGUGGAGCCAUGACACAUGAUGCAAAGUCAUGCAUGGAGAGGCCUCGUAAAAAGGGCGCAAAAUGGACGAACAUGCACAUUGCACCUGAUGAAAAGAUAGAGACUUUCGAACUGGAUUAUGAUGGCAAGCGUGAUAGAUGGAAUGGUUAUGAUGCAUCUACAUAUGCUCGUGUCAUUGAAAGGUAUGAGGCAAGGGAUGAGGCUAGAAGGAAGUAUCUGAAAGAACAGCAGCUGAAAAAGUUGGAGGAGAAAAAUAGUAAAAACGAGGGAGAGGUAGAGGGAGAGGGGGAGGAAGGAGAGAUUAGUGACGAAGAAGAUGAUGAUGAUGCUCUGAAGGUUGAUGAAGCGAAGGUUGAUGAGAGCAAACAGAUGGACUUUGCUAAGGUUGAGAAGCGUGUUCGUACCACUGGCGGAGGGAGCACGGGAACUGUGAGGAACUUGCGUAUUCGGGAAGACACAGCAAAAUAUCUUUUGAAUCUUGAUGUCAAUUCCGCAUAUUACGAUCCCAAAACUCGAUCAAUGCGUGAAGAUCCACUUCCUGAUGCUGAUCCUAAUGAGAAGUUCUAUGAAGGUGAUAAUCAAUAUAGGAUGAGUGGGCAAGCAUUGGAGUUCAAGCAGCUCAAUAUUCAUGCAUGGGAAGCAUUUGAUAAAGGUCAAGAUAUUCACAUGCAGGCUGCUCCAUCCCAAGCUGAACUCCUCUACAAGAAUUACAAGGUCAUUAAAGAGAAGUUGAAAUCAAAGACGAAAGAUACCAUAAUGGAAAAGUAUGGCAAUGCAGCGACUGAAGAAGAGAUACCCAUGGAGCUUCUCUUGGGGCAAAGUGAGAGGCAGGUCGAAUAUGAUCGUGCUGGAAGGAUUAUUAAGGGAAUGGAAACUUCUCUUCCAAAAAGUAAGUAUGAAGAAGAUGUUUUCAUUAAUAAUCACACCAGUGUCUGGGGCUCCUGGUGGAAGGAUCACCAAUGGGGAUACAAGUGUUGCAAGCAGACCAUUCGCAAUAGUUACUGUACUGGUGCAGCCGGUAUUGAAGCUGCAGAAGCAGCCACAGACUUGAUGAAGUCAAACAUUGCUCGUAAAGCGUCCUCCGAAGAUGCCCCAGCUCCUGCACAGGAGAGGAAACACGUUACUUGGGGAUCCGAUGUUCCUGAGGACUUGGUUCUCGAUGAAAAACUUCUCACCGAGGCUCUUAAGAAGGAGGAGGAGCGGAGGAGAGAGGAGAAAGAUGAAAGAAAACGGAAGUAUAAUGUCAGAUGGAAUGAUGAGGUAACUGCUGAGGAAAUGGAGGCAUAUCGGAUGAAAAGGGUACACCACGAUGAUCCAAUGAAGGAUUUCUUAAAUUGAAAAGCAUGUUGAUAAAAGUAAGAACAAAUAAAAUGGAUACUUUUAGCUAUUAUGAUAUCGUCAUUGAGUUGUGAUGAAAAUCAUAUGUUCUUUUGUUUUGUUUGUGCGAUACACCAUGUAUUUUCAUUCUACAUCAAUGACAUAGGUUUCCCCUAAUA